UUUGCGAUUGUUUUGACAGCGCACACAAUCACACACGAUUUGUUUUGUUUUGGUUUUGGUUGCCGGGAAAUCUAGCAAGCGACACAACUACGGCAACACGCGCAAUCCAAGAUAUCCACCGACCAUGACCGAUGGCAGUGCGGAGGAAGCGCAGAGGGCUUUGCUGAAAAAUGGCCUCCAAAAGCAGCUGGAAGAAUUUCAAAUGCUUUCGGCAAUUUUCUGCAAUCCCGGCGAGCUUCACGUGGACGAUUACGGCUGCAUCGACAAUCUGACCAGCUACAUCAACGGGGAAACUCUUCGACUGACCAACAAACUGGACUACCGGUUCGAUUUGCCACUGCUACCGAACCAAAAGGUACAGAUUCUGGUGGAACUUCCGCAUCUCUAUCCGGCGCUGGAAAUACCGCGGAUCGUCAUUCGGUCGGCAGUGAUCCCGCGCGAUCAGGAACGCAUGCUCACCAGCAAGAUCGAGCAAUACAUUGAGCAGGAGGUAGUGGAACGAGACGAACCGUACGUCUAUCAGGUGGUUGGCUGGAUACAGGACAACUUUGCCGAACUGAUGCAACAAACCGCUGACAGGAAGGAAUCAACCCAAACUGCUCCACACGGCAAACGCUCCGGCCCCGGCACCGAACGGAUCGUGUUCGAACGCUUAUGGAUAUACUCGCAUCAUCUCAAAAGCAAAACGAAACGUCAAACCAUCAUCAAAACUGCGCGCGAUCUGAAGCUGACCGGAUUUUCGCGACCCGGCAAACCGGCCAUCAUUUGCGUGGAGGGACAGCAGACCGAUACGCAAGAGUUUUGGCGCACGAUAAAACCUCUCAAAUGGCAGAAGAUACAGAUCAAGUUUAGCGAAACAGAAUCGGUGAACAGCGAAAACGAAAUGGCGGCGUUGCGGCACUUUGAGUCCGGGUUCCGGGAGGAACUUUUCUGCGAGAUGGACGAAGAUUCCGAUACGGAUGAUCAGCCGAUGAGCAUGAGUUUGUUUAUGAAGUUUCUGGACAAGCACGACUGUGGCUACAUCAAGAAGGAACUGUUUGGAUUUCAAACUGCGAGCGAAAGUGCGUUCAGCUAGCCACGGUUAAACGGCGGGGACGGGCCAAACGUUUCCAUGAUUGUUACCAUUUGCGAGACCAUCCAAUAAACACUUGUUACCAAGGUUGUUGACCCGACCCAGCAGCA
Molecule: messenger RNA, 1182 nt
Organism: Anopheles stephensi (Asian malaria mosquito)
Lineage: Eukaryota; Metazoa; Arthropoda; Insecta; Diptera; Culicidae
Product: RWD domain-containing protein 2A
Exons: 2
Coding region: 125-1075 (316 amino acids)
Molecular function (GO): protein binding
Source: RefSeq, a predicted model, not a curated record